Acanthopagrus latus (yellowfin seabream) is the source of this 4484-nucleotide messenger RNA. It is a transcript of the gene galnt7, whose product is annotated as UDP-N-acetyl-alpha-D-galactosamine: polypeptide N-acetylgalactosaminyltransferase 7. NCBI's taxonomy places the organism in Eukaryota, Metazoa, Chordata, Actinopteri, Spariformes, Sparidae. Bases 501 to 2624 code for a protein of 707 amino acids. The transcript is spliced from 16 exons. Gene Ontology annotation, cellular component: Golgi apparatus. The record is from RefSeq and is a predicted model, not a curated record.
CCUGUAAUCUCCGUGAGUGCAUGAGCGAGACAUUUUGGGCCCCACACCACGUCAGGAAGUGAGGGACACUGAAUAUUAACAAUUGGGAUGCUAACAAAUAGACUGAAAAUGUUACAACUACAUAUCAGGCAACACGCUCGUCAGUGGUGAGCUGUCGUUCCGCUACAGGCGUGUGCUUCUCACAGCCACACUGCGGGGGGCUGCUGUGCUGGAGCUGUGUCAGCAGGAGCAGGUCAGGAAGACGAAGUGUCAAGGAGGGAAAAGGGAUCAGAACCGGAAAAGAGAAGUUUUCGGCAUCCUGGUGGAAUACAGAAUCUGUUUUUUCACAGAGUUGCGGCAGUACCACUGCCUGUUGUCAAGUCGGCACCAAAACUAGUAUUUUAACUUGGAACGUAAGCAGAUAACAAGUCGUCAACGUUAGCUACCCUACCAGCCGGUUAGUCCCUCCUAGGUGCUGUAGCAGCUAACCUAGCUUAGCUGUUGGCUACCCGGCUUCCAAGAUGAGGCUGAAAGUAGGAUUCAUUCUACGGAGUUUGCUUGUCGUUGGGACGUUCCUCGGUCUAGUGGUGCUCUGGUCUUCCCUGUCCCCGAAACCCAGCGAUGAAAACCCUUUUGGAAAACGGGAUGACAUUUUGUUGCCCAGAGGAGACCUAGCAGAUCAGUUUAAGCCUGUGGUGCCAUGGCCCCAUGUGGAGGGGGUGGAGGUUGACCUUAACUCCAUCAGACUCAAACAUGGAGGUGCCAACAACCCACAGAACCCUGACCAGCAGCCCAACCAGAAGCAGGUGAUCCAGAAGCAGUAUGUGACAUUCAGACCCCACACUCACACCUACAGCAGCCCUGUGCUGAAGAAAAGUAUCCUGGGAAACUUCGAGCCAAAGGAACCUGAGCCUCAGGGCGUCCCUGAUGGUCCUGGAGAGGGGGCCAAGCCUUUCGUUCUGGGUCCUGAGUACAAAGAUGCUGUCCAGGCUUCCAUUAAAGAGUUUGGCUUCAACAUGGUGGCGAGUGAAAUGAUCUCACUGGACAGAACCAUCAAUGAUAUACGCCAUGAGGAGUGUAAGUACUGGCAUUAUGAUGAGAAUCUGCUGACAUCCAGUGUGAUUAUAGUCUUCCAUAAUGAAGGCUGGUCCACACUGAUGAGAACCAUCCACAGUGUCAUUAAGAGGACUCCAAGAAGAUACCUGGCUGAGAUAGUCAUGAUCGAUGACUUCAGCAACAAAGUCCAUCUAAAGGAGCGUUUGGAGGAAUACAUCAAACAAUGGAACGGUCUUGUUAAAGUCUUCAGAAAUGACAAGAGAGAAGGACUGAUUCAGGCAAGGAGUAUAGGAGCCAAGACAGCCACUAAAGGACAGGUGCUGAUCUACCUGGAUGCCCAUUGUGAAGUUGGAAUCAACUGGUAUGCACCUCUGAUUGCUCCUAUUUCAAAAGACAGGACAGUGUGUACAGUGCCUCUGAUAGAUUAUAUAGAUGGUAAUGAGUACAGUAUGGAGCCUCAGCAGGGUGGAGAUGAGGACGGUCUGGCUAGAGGAGCAUGGGAUUGGAGCUUGCUCUGGAAGAGAGUACCACUUAGCGAGAGAGAGAAGGCCAAGAGAAAACAUACCACCCAGCCCUACCGAACGGUGUGCACGGUGCCUCUUAUCGACUCCAUCCACGGCCAGAAGUUCACCAUUGAGCCCCAGGGUGGAGGAGACCAGGACGGCUUUGCUAGAGGAGCCUGGGAUUGGAGCAUGCUCUGGAAGAGAGUUCCUUUGGGAGACAGAGAAAAGAGACAAAGAAAAUCUCGGACUGAGCCAUAUAGGUCUCCAGCCAUGGCAGGCGGUCUCUUUGCCAUAGAGAGAGACUUCUUCUUUGAGCUUGGUCUGUAUGACCCUGGACUGCAGAUAUGGGGAGGAGAGAAUUUUGAAAUAUCAUACAAGAUCUGGCAGUGUGGUGGCCAGCUGCUCUUUGUACCAUGUUCUCGUGUUGGCCAUAUCUACAGACUUCAAGGAUGGCAAGGCAACCCUCCACCUGCACAUGUUGGAUCAUCACCCACUCUUAAGAACUAUGUUCGUGUGGUGGAGGUAUGGUGGGAUGACUAUAAGGACUACUUCUACGCCAGUCGUCCUGAAACUCUCACUCUAGCCUAUGGAGACAUCAGUGAGCUGAGACGUUUCAGGGAGGAACAUCGAUGCAAGAGCUUCAAGUGGUUCAUGGAGGAAAUAGCCUAUGACAUUCCAAUGCAUUACCCUCUGCCUCCUAAAAAUGUGGAAUGGGGAGAGAUUCGGGGCUUUGAGACAAGUUACUGUAUCGACAGUAUGGGACACACCAAUGGAGGCAAUGUGGAAAUAGGACCUUGCCACAGGAUGGGUGGUAACCAGUUGUUCCGCAUCAAUGAAGCCAACCAGCUGAUGCAGUACGACCAGUGCUUGACCAGAGGAAGUGAUAAUUCAGCUGUCAUCGUCACACACUGUGAUCAGAAUCAGCACACUGAGUGGAAGUACUUCAAGGAUCUACAUCGGUUCACUCAUGUCCCAACAGGGAAAUGUCUGGACCGCUCCGACCUGCUGCACAAAGUGUUCAUAUCAGACUGUGAUACCAGUAAAACCACUCAGAAAUGGGAGAUGAACAACAUAGUGGCUGUAUGAAGACCGCAGGGAGCUUGGAGAAGAACAUGGUGACUGUAUGAGAACACACUGACUAACAUAUGCCAAGAAACACAUCCAUGCUGUAAGUUUACAGAUAUCUCAAGCUGAUACUGUCCUUUUAAAGAAAACAUGUUUUCAAUAUGAGCUAGUCAGUGUCAGUUCACCUCCGACAUAAUGAAGCCAGAAUGAUCUAAUAAAAAGAUGAUAAGUAUCAGCAGUUAACAGUUUCAACCCCAAACCGUUCAGUGUCGGUAUUUGGUAGCUUUUUGUCAAUCUCUGGUCCAUAUGCUCAUGCAUUAUACUAACACAUACACCCCGGAUGGUAAAAGAAGAAUUGUGGCGGCUGAAGCAACUAGUCCUCAGAAUGACCUGACAUGCACUGAACUGGAAACAUGUUGGGCUCUGUCUCUGUAUUUCAUUGUGUUUAUACAUCUCUCUCUCUCUCUCUCUCUCUCUCUCUCUCUCUCUCUCUCUCUCUCUCUCUCUCUCUGUCUUUCUCUCUCUCUUCUUUUGGUCUCUCAGGUCUUUUCUGAACCACUACAAUGAUUUAUAAAAUUAAUCACUUAAAUUCAAACUAUUGAACAGUCAUGCACUCAUUAGACAUUUUCAAUCAACUAUUUGCCAAACUGAUUAACUCACUCACCAAAGAGUCCUUUUUAUUGGUGGUGGAUUCAAUCACAUCAUCAGUAAGUUUAAACAGGUACAGUGUUGGUACAUACACUGGCCGGCAUAAUGUUUGCUUCUGUCUGUGGGUCAGAUUCAGGCUAAAAUAGUCAAAAAAAAAUCAUUUGUUAGAUGUAUUAAAGGAAGAACACUUGGCAUGUAAAACUGUCUGCAUGUCAGUCUGCCAUCUGCUUCUUAUAGAGCCAUCAGGCAAAUGGUACAAACAAAAAGGUGACCAAAGUGAUAAAGGCUGUCCCUACAUCCCAGAGAGGUAUGAAUAAAGCUCCUACAGGCACAUGCUGAACAAUUUACCAAGGACACAUUUUAUUAUAUUUGUUUUUUCUUCACAUUUUCAAUCCAGAGUCUGUAAAGGGAAUUUAAUAACUAUAAUUAAAGUGCCACUUUUAGCUUGGAGCUAACACAGUGAUCAAACAGGCUGAAUUUGGUUGCUGAAUAAGCAGAAUUUAAUCACCACACUGUAUCAAAAGCCUGACCAGGAAAAAAAAACAUGAAAAUUACAAUGCCAGCAAUGCUUGUGUCUUCCUGCAUCAAACUUCAUACAGCGUUAGUUUGUCAUUCUGAGAAGGUCAUGACUGACCGUGUCAUGCCCUCCCACAAAACAUUUUAAAAUGGACAGCAUGGAUAAAAGUAACUAUAUUUUCUGAACUUUGAUUGUUUUCUGAUUACUUCUGUUGUCUUCAACUGACCUGAAUCCAUCUUCAUCAACUUCUUCAAACACUUAGUUACUUUACAGUUACUUAAACAUGUUGAGAAAGCAAAUCUGUGACAACAGUGAUCUGCCUGCCUUACUGACAGUCUUGAUGAGUAUUUCAGUAUCUGACCAGUUGACUGUGAAUUAGUAACUGCUUGUCUGAAAAGGGGGAGGGAUUAAAAAAUAUACUGGAUCAUUUGGGUGGAGAAUGACACCAGCGAGAAAAAAUGAUUUAUUUUUGGGAAACAACAGAAGAAAAUGUGAUGGCUCUUUGGUUUGUUUUUUUUUAAGGGAAAGGGUUUGGUGUAUGGGUAAUCAUGUAUGCAAUGUUUUGUACAAUGUAAAUAUAUUUCUUUGUAAAGAUGAUCAUGAUGCAUUUUGUGAAGGGCCUUGAAUGAUACUGUAAAUAUCUAACUUAUAGCAGAAUUUUAAUAUGGGCUGAACAGUGGGUGAUGGAGCAAAUAAAACACCUGAUUUUAUCACUA